This is a messenger RNA of Aspergillus luchuensis, 1200 nucleotides long. Its product is annotated as class I SAM-dependent methyltransferase. The transcript has a single exon. The record is from RefSeq and is a predicted model, not a curated record. Gene Ontology annotation, molecular function: methyltransferase activity. Bases 1 to 1200 code for a protein of 399 amino acids. NCBI's taxonomy places the organism in Eukaryota, Fungi, Ascomycota, Eurotiomycetes, Eurotiales, Aspergillaceae.
AUGGAUAUGAUGUCAAACGGGCCUGCGACUUUUGCGCCUGCCGCAACUUCAGGCUCCGAUCUCCAUUCGACUACCAGUUCGACCGGCCCAACCCUCGCUGCGACAUCUACCUCUUCUUUAGCCUCCCUCAAUGACUACUCCAACUUUCCCCUGAUCCGCCAGGGCGAUCGCACAUAUCUUAGAGACCCCGAAAAUAACUACCCUCUCCCCUGCGAUCUUCAGGAGAUUCAUCGUCAGACCCUGCGCUCGCUCAUGCUCAUGCGCGUGUUCGGGGGUCCAUUCUGCAACCCCCACCUCGCCGACCGUCCCCCAAAGCGGGUUCUGGAAAUCGCAUGUGGUUCAGGCCUCUGGUCCAGUAUGAGCCAUGAAUAUUUCACUCGACGCGGCCACCGCAACGUGUCUUUCCACGGUAUCGACAUCGUUUCCGUCGCCCCCGAUCUGCGCAAGAAAGGUGUUCAUUGGCAAUUUCGAAGGCACGACCUUCGGAAGCCCCGCCUGCCUUUCCCCGACGACUAUUUCGACUUUGUCUUCAUUAAGGACGCAGGAAUGUGUCCAGCUAGUCCGGCGCUGCAAGCGUCCGGGUUAAGCGAGCCACUGAGGGUGCUCAAAUCUGGCGGAAUUCUGGAAAUCUGGGACUCUGACUGGGUCUUUCGGUCCUUGCUUCCCAAUCCCGCACCCGCUCGCAAAUUGGCGUCAAGGGAACAAGAGACGGCCGAUGCGACCGCGACUUACACCUUUUCUUCCGCAACCCCAUUCACACGAGUUCAGAACAAGUUUCUCCAGGACUAUAACUCUUGGGUCGAAAAGGCCUUUGACCGACGCAAAUUGACAGCCUUGCCGUGUGCGACAAUUGGCUUGUCUUUCAACUCAGAAGUCGAUGUACUAGAGAACGUUGAUAGUCGCCGCAUCGCUAUCCCGCUAGGCGAACUACGGUGGGAACGUGAAGGUCAUGGGAAGGAUCCGGUCGGCGCGUCACGCAGACAGUUGACCGCAGAUCAAUUGUCCAUCCGGCGCACGGCCCUUUUGACCGUAGUUCAGAUGAUUGAGGGCAUGGAGCAUAUCCUCAUGGAAGCUAGCGGUAAGACCAGAGAUGAAUGGGACAGGUGGUGGGCUGCCAUGAUUGCCGAUCUGUUCCAGAAGGGAAGCCUCGCGAAUGGGGAGUGCUUGGAAGUAAGCGCUUGGUGGGGACGAAAGAAAUGA